Molecule: messenger RNA, 1524 nt
Organism: Lineus longissimus
Lineage: Eukaryota; Metazoa; Nemertea; Pilidiophora; Heteronemertea; Lineidae
Exons: 1
Coding region: 1-1524 (507 amino acids)
Biological process (GO): transmembrane transport
Molecular function (GO): transmembrane transporter activity
Source: RefSeq, a predicted model, not a curated record
AUGAAUCUGAGCGCGGUUCGAGGGAGCAAGACUAUCGUUUUCAUUGCCUUCGUGCUGGCUGUUUACACGGACUAUUCACUACGAUACUUAAAGUUAUCCUUAACCCCUGCGCUCAUCAGACAUCUGGAGUUCUAUUCGUGCAAUUGUUUGAACCAAACCAGUGUAGAUGUAAAAAAUGUGGACGGAACUGAGACAUCGCUUUGGAAUCAAGAAAAUCAAGGAUUUUGCCUAAUAGGCGCCAAUAAUUCCUCCAAUUGCUGGUCGAAAUCCGCCAUCGUACUGCACACGACGCCCAGCGUUGAUGCUGUAAUUGGUGUGUCUGAGCUCGCCGAGUUCGUUGCAAGUCCAUUCGUUGGUCUGUAUUGUUCGAAACACGGCCACCGCUUCCCUUUCAUUGCCGGCGCCAUCUUAGAACUCCUCAGCAGUAUCGGAUUCCUCCUGUCUACAAAUGUCAUCAUUUUAGCCUUCGCGAGUGCGUUCCAGGGCCUUUCUGCGACGAUUAUUUUCAUAAGUGGAUUAGUCAUGAUCACGGAUGUUUUUAGUGCUGAGGAAAGAUCGAAGGUUAUUUCAAGGGCGUACGGGAUAACGUGCCCGGUUGCUGCAGUUAUUGCCUUCAUGCUUGGAAGCAUAGGGUUCCAGCUAUACGGCCCUGUGUUGCCAAUGGGUUUCAUUGCAGUGUUAGCUUUCGUAGACCUUAUAAUCAGGCUGGUCAUUAAACCUGGAUCUGACAGUGAAAGCGUCUAUGAAGGACCUGAAACAGACAAGUUGAUGACGGGGGAAACAGGGUCCAACGGAAUAUCUGACAAUUCUGAUAAGCAUACAAACUUAAAUGUUCAAGAACCAAGUCCAGUAGGAGAGGCGCAGAAAGUGUCCAUCAAGAUCAUAGAACCGAUAAAGGAAGGCCACGAAAGCGCCCAGCAAGGCCCGGCAACAUAUAAGCAACUGCUUUCAGACUUUGUCGUAAUUGAAGUGAUGUUGCUGAUUACUAUUACCAGUAUAAUAAUCUCCAUGGUAGUUGCAACAGCCUCUAACAGAUCUAUCAAUAUUCUCGACGCAGAGCAAUGGCAACUAGGUGUGGUUCUUGGCAUCGGCCCUCUGGUGCAGCUCACUGUAGCUACAACAUUGUUGAGGUUGUUAACUCGAAAUGUCUUUUGGCUGUUUAUGCUCGGUAACAUAGUGUUCGUCAUGAUUGGUCUGAUGGUUUACCCAUUGACUACAAAUGUUUGGUGGACUAUAAUACCCGAGGUCUCCAUCCGAGGCGCGGCGCUGGCCUUCAGCUAUAUCUACACGCCGAACCUGCACCCCUUGCUCUUAGACCAUCGCCACAAGUAUGCCGCAGCGAAGGUCUUCUCACUUCUGCGGACGUCAGUCGUACUAGGGAAUGGGAUUGGACCAUUUGUUGGGAACCUAUUAGCACAUACUUCAUUCAUGACUCUGUAUUAUAGUGCUGGGGGUUUCCUAUUGCCCCUUGUGUUCGUGACUCUACAUAUACGUUCGGUCAACAAGAUUUCUGCAUCAUAUUGA